Aspergillus tanneri is the source of this 285-nucleotide messenger RNA. RefSeq names its product L51/S25/CI-B8 domain-containing protein (gene NDUFA2). The transcript is spliced from 4 exons. The record is from RefSeq and is a predicted model, not a curated record. NCBI's taxonomy places the organism in Eukaryota, Fungi, Ascomycota, Eurotiomycetes, Eurotiales, Aspergillaceae. Bases 1 to 285 code for a protein of 94 amino acids.
AUGUCGUCCAAGUACGCCUUCACCAAGGGUCUCAAGGAGCUCCGUUUCCUUUUCUGUCAGACUUCAGAGCAGAGUGCGGCCACGAGGUCGUUCUUGCAGCGCGCUUACCCCACCAUGAAGAAGCACAACCCCCACACUCCGAUCAUGAUGCGCGAGGCCGCGGGUACUCUACCCCGGGUGUAUGCUAGAUACGGUCUUGGACAGGAGAAGCAGGAAGCACUGACUGGUUUGACGGAUAAGCAGAUUGAAGAGAAAGUCACCAAGCUGGUGAUGGAAUCUUCAUAG